Molecule: messenger RNA, 1107 nt
Organism: Marasmius oreades (fairy-ring Marasmius)
Lineage: Eukaryota; Fungi; Basidiomycota; Agaricomycetes; Agaricales; Marasmiaceae
Exons: 4
Coding region: 1-1107 (368 amino acids)
Cellular component (GO): cytoplasm
Molecular function (GO): saccharopine dehydrogenase (NAD+, L-lysine-forming) activity
Source: RefSeq, a predicted model, not a curated record
AUGUCCAAACCCGUGCUUUGGUUGCGUUGCGAAAAGAAGGUGUUCGAAAGACGAGCUGCACUUACCCCCACAACUGCCAAAAAGCUCAUUCAUGCCGGCUUCGAUAUCUUCGUUGAACGCGACCAACAGCGAAUAUUUGAUGACUUCGAAUAUGAAGCAGUCGGUUGUAAGCUCGUAGAAAACAACUCUUGGCCAACGGCUCCCAAAGACAUCCCGAUCAUUGGAUUGAAGGAGCUCCCAGUCUCGACAGACCCACUUCCCCAUACCCAUAUCCAAUUUGCUCAUUGCUACAAAAAACAAGCCGACUGGUCGUCUGUUCUUGCUCGAUUCCAUCGUGGAGGUGGUACCUUGUAUGACUUGGAGUUCCUAGAAGACGAGAAACAUCGACGAGUAGCUGCGUUCGGCUUUCAUGCAGGAUUCACCGGUGCAGCAGCAGGUGCUCUUGCUUUGGCCGCACACCGAAAAGAUGAGAAACUUGGGAAGCUGGAGCCCUAUGAUAACGAGGCGAACAUGAUCUCGCACGUCAGGGGUGUUUUGGGCGGAAGUGGAAAAGGUGUGAAGGCACUCGUAAUCGGUGCCCUUGGAAGAUGCGGGCGGGGCGCCGUUGACCUCUUUAGAAAGAUUGGCCUCGCUGAGGAUGAUAUAUUGAAGUGGGAUCUUGAUGAGACAGCGAAAGGUGGACCUUUCCAAGAAAUUCUCGACGUUGAUAUCUUCGUCAACUGCAUUUACCUCAAUUCCAAGAUUCCCUCCUUUGUUACUCGAGAUCAGCUCGUCGCCGCAGGUAUGGAUAGGAGGCUAUCAGUCGUCGUAGAUGUUAGUUGUGAUACCACCAAUCCCUACAAUCCUAUUCCCAUAUACUCCAUCAACACUACUUUCUCCGAACCAACCGUUGCUGUGGACCUUGGACCCGAAAGUCCUCCGCUAUCUGUCAUUUCUAUUGAUCAUCUCCCUACUUUACUUCCAAGAGAAUCUUCCGAGCAGUUCAGUUCAGACCUACUCCCAUCGUUGCUUCUUUUUCCCAGCAGGCAGUCGGCGCGAGUGUGGACUGAUGCAGAGAAACUGUUCAAGGAAAAGUUGGCGGAAGCUGUGGUCGCGGAGGGGCUAUGA